UGCUUUCAGUAUUAAUGAUGUUUUUACGUUGUUAAAAUGUCACGAACUUCGUCUCGUUUAUCGCAUUUCGUAGUUCCGCUUAUCCUCUGUGUAGUUAAUUGCUUUGCGGCCAAUAAUUGCGAUUUCGAUUCGGACGUGGAGCUUGGAGAUCGACUGGGAAUCGACGAUGAGGUCGUGGUCAAAAAUGGCAUUCUGUACGCGGCGAAGGACGUUCAAAACACGGAGGGUCUCAAAAGGGGAUGUUUCUGUGACAUAAACGUUUGCGUGCGAAAGUGCUGCCCGAUGGGGCAGUACAUGUUGAAUAGGACGUGCGUCUUAAGCGGGAAGCCCUUCGUGAUUCCCAACGAGAUGAGGCCCGGAUUGAGCGGGUACCAGUUGGUUUUCGGGAACGAGUGCAAACAUGACAAGAGAAGGAGCCUGCUCGAUCCCGUCUUUGAGGAGGACUAUUUUACGAUCACCACGACCGGAAGAUUGCGGACCCCGUUUGAUGGGGCCGUUUAUAAAUUACGCGACUAUUGUGUCGAUUACAUCGAGCAAUUCGAUAGGAUUCAAGCCCUGGUGUGCGCGUACCGUAAUGCGAACAUUUCAAGUUCGAAUGUUGUGGGUAUGAUCAUCUCGAUGCCAUUUCUCCUCCUAACAUUUGUGAUAUACGCCCUGUUACCUGAACGGAACCUCCACAGGAAAUGCCUGAUGUGCUACGUCCUGACGCUAUUCUGCGCGUACCUGUGCCUGGCCAUCGCCCAGAUUCACCCGAACGAUAUUGAAUUCGACACGUGCGAGGCGUUAGGAAUACUCUGCUAUUUCUUCUUCAUGGUGUCGUUCCUCUUCAUGAACGCGAUGUCGUUCGACAUGUGGUGGACGUUCAGCGGGAUGCGCGGAUUUUCCGGCACAAAAAAGGAGAAAGAGCGCAAGAGGUUUAUAGCGUACAGCCUAUACUCGUGGGGUGUACCGGUGGUCCUAGUCAUAAUAGUGACGAGUCUAACUCACAGCACGAUACCGCUCGACGCGUGGUACAAUCCGGGAAUAGGUGACGGGCAGUGCUGGUUCAGGCUGAGGGGGCAGUACGCCGAGCUGCUCUUCUUUCACGGCCCUCUCGCUAUCCUGAUCAUGGUGAACAUUAUCCUGUUUUGCUUAACGGCGUUUAAGAUACGAGAAGCCCAAAAGGCCACGGUUAUGCUCAGCACAAGCGAUAGCAGAAGACAUUCCAUGGAGAAAGACAAGGAAAGAUAUUAUCUUUUUUUAAAGUUAAUGCUAGCAAUGGGACUUAAUUGGUCAACGGAACUGAUAUCGACGGUGGUGCGCUGGCAGGUGAAAGACGUACCAGAGGACGUCUGGUACAUUACGGACUUGUGCAACGGCCUCUACGGAAUGUUUAUAUUUUUCGUCUUCGUCUUCAAGAGGAGCACGUGGGAGUUGCUGAAGCAAAGAUAUUACACAGCGACGGGCAAGCCCAAUCUACAGCGAUCGAUAAAUGAUCCGCUCGCGUCGGUGCAUUCCAAUAAACUGCAACAGGACGAUAGUAAUUUGUACAAAAAUGGUAAUCAAUUAGAGUUAAAGUAAUGUGAAAGACUGACUAGGUUUAAGAUAUGUGUGAAUUGUGAUCUUUCUUGUGCUAUAUUAAACGCGACACCUUAAAACGGUUUUGGUCUAGCCUGCAAUGAUGCGGCCCAUAUGAAAUGCAGUCUCUGUGUAUUAUUUUUUGUCCACCCAACGCACAAUUACCAAACAAAGCUGAACACACAAAGAAAUAGAGGAAGGAUAAGAAAACUUCUUCAGGACAAAA
Molecule: messenger RNA, 1783 nt
Organism: Photinus pyralis (common eastern firefly)
Lineage: Eukaryota; Metazoa; Arthropoda; Insecta; Coleoptera; Lampyridae
Product: G-protein coupled receptor Mth2-like
Exons: 5
Coding region: 37-1560 (507 amino acids)
Biological process (GO): G protein-coupled receptor signaling pathway; cell surface receptor signaling pathway
Cellular component (GO): membrane
Molecular function (GO): G protein-coupled receptor activity
Source: RefSeq, a predicted model, not a curated record